Molecule: messenger RNA, 775 nt
Organism: Drosophila albomicans
Lineage: Eukaryota; Metazoa; Arthropoda; Insecta; Diptera; Drosophilidae
Product: nematocyst expressed protein 3-like
Exons: 2
Coding region: 144-689 (181 amino acids)
Source: RefSeq, a predicted model, not a curated record
CUUCCAAGGUAUUUGCGUAUGCGUGUCCACGCCGGCGAGAAUUAUAAAAACCCUCCGCACUUGACAAUUGCACAUCAAAGCCGAGUUAGCACUCAAACAAACCACCCACAAAAACCCAAACCAAACCCAAAAACUAAAACAAAAUGUUUGCCAAGUUGAUGCUCGUUGCUCUGUGCGUGGCUGGUGCCCAGGCUGGUCUGCUUCCCUUCGCUGCUCCCGCUCCACUUGCUGCCGCCGGUGUUGUGGCUCCCUAUGCCUCCAGCUUCAACGCACAUAGGAUUAACCAUGCUGUCGCCUUCCCCGUAGCACCUCCAGUUGCUCCUGUUGCUUUGGCUGCUCCAGUCCCAGCACCUGUGGCCUUUGCUCCACCCAAGGUGGCAUUUGCUGCUCCCGCUUUGGCUCCUGCUCCAGCCUUUGCUCCAGCACCAGCUUUUGCUCCAGUUCCUGCUCCAGUGGCCGCUCCUCUGGCUGCUCCUUUGGGUGCUCCUCUGGCUGCUCCUCUGGCUGCUCCUCUGGGCGCUCCUCUGGCUGCUCCUUUGGCCACUCCCUUCGGAUAUGCCGCUCCUGCGCCUUUGGCUUUCGGUGCGCCCGCCAGAUUCGGUCUGCCAGCCGCAGCUCCCUUUGCUGCUCCCCUGCCCGCUCCUCUGGCCGUCGCACCCAAGUUCGCGCCUGCACCUUACUUCUUCUAAACAUAGCUUAGCACAUAAAACUUCCUCCGUCCACAAGGAGUCACAGACUUAGCACAAAUCUCAACUAGUAGAAAGCAAAAAUGCUU